CGUAUCCACAAUCCACUAUCCGUUUAUUACAUUUUUUUAUUUAGCUCGUCAAAAUUUAGUUUGGGAUUUUAAUUUUUCAAUAAUUUGUACAAAAUGAAGUAUUUUCUAGUCAUAUCAUUAUCAAUUUUAAUAUGCUUAGCUCACUGUAAAUUUGAUAUCGAAGAAGUGGACGAGUUUGAGGAGUUUGAAGAGUUACCUAGAACUGAACCUGAUUUGAAAUUGAAGGAUGACUCCUCUUCUCCCAUCUUGGAAAAAGCUGAGGCUGAAGUCACCGUCGAAGAUGAUGACGAAUUUGAACACUUUAACGACGAAGAGGAGUUUGAAGGUUUUGACACUGAAAGAUUACAUGUCGACGACAAGGAUCCUAAAAUAACUAUUGCUUCUGUACCAGUUCCUUUCCAUACAAAGUGGUCAAAUUAUAUUAUGGAAACUCUAUUAAUUAUUGGUAUUAUUGCAUAUUUUGCCAAUUUUUUCUAUGGCCGGUCAAAGAAUGCUCAGUUAGCAGAUAUAUGGUUUAAGACACACAAAUCCUUACUCGAAGAUAAUUUUUCUUUAGUUGGUGAUGAUGGUAAGAUUGAAAUAGAGAAUAGUGGCUUGAUCAAAGAAACUGAAAGUACAUAUACAUUAUGGUGCAGUGGCCGUACUUGCUGUGAAGGAAUGUUGGUUGAAUUAAAAUUCAUUAAGAGACAAGAUUUAGCAUCCAUGUUGAAUCAAUUCUUACGACCUGUUAAAGACGAAGUACAAAUAAAAGUUGAUAUGAACAAAGAAGAUAUGGAUACAUUUGUUUUUUGUGUAGCAUCUAAAAAAACAGCAGCUCGAUAUUCGAAAGAAAUGGCUGACCUUAGUGUAUUUUGUCCAGAACGUAAGCCUGGAGCCAAUUAUGGUUUGACUGAUAGUUUUAGUGUACACAGCGAAUUAGGAGAGGUAUCUUCAUCAAUAUUGGAUGCAAAGACUGUUAAUUAUAUUAACAAAUACUCAGAUGUCAUUGAUUGUUUACAUUUUUCUGAUAGAUAUUCAGGACUUAAGUUAACAGAUGAAACUGCAGUUCCCACUAAAUUACCAGCAGUGAAGAAAGUGUUAAUAUUCACAUUUACUAUUCCUACUGAUAAAUACGCUGAUCCUCAGGAAGCGAUUAGUACCAUUUACCCAUUAAUGUCAUUUAUAUUCCAAUGUAUGGAACGUAUUAAGCGGUUGAGAAUUAGCAAAGAAGCUAAAAGUAAAGCGGAAAAAAAUAGACUGCGUGUUGAGGAAGCAUUUUUAAAAACUACUCAUGCAGCACGUGCUGAAGCAGCUGCGGCAAGAAAAGAAGAAAAGAAAAAACUUGAAAAAGAAAGAAUUUUAAAAGAGGACCCAGAGAAGCAACGAAAGUGGGAGGAAAAAGAGAUGAAACGUCAACAAAGGAAAAAGGCACCAAGAAUGAAACAACUAAAAGUUAAGUCUAUGUAAAAGAUGAUACGGGGUUUUAUUUAGUUUUUUGUAUUUUUAAUUGUUGGUCUUUGGUUACAUUAGGUUACAAUAUAGGUAGUUGAUUUUUUUUAUUAUUAUUAUUUGAAUUGUUCAAUUUUUUUUCAUUUUAAUAAUUUAUUGUAUUAUAUAUUUUAGGUGUAACUUUUUUUUGGUAUGUUAUUUUUGUGACAUACCUUUGAACUGUAUUGAUAUCAUCCCAAACUAAAUAAUAUAUUUCUUAUUCAUUACAUUUAAAAACAAGUUACCUAUGUGUUUAAAUUAGGUAUAUUUAUAAACAGACUGCCAUUCGUUUUAAAAAAUAUAUAAUUACAUUUUAUUGCUCAUAAGUCAUAAGUUAUGGCAUAAAAUGUAUUUAAUAAUCUAAGUGUGUUGAAUCAAAUUUAAUGUUAAAUCUAUGUGAAAAAAUAAAUAAAAUCAAUUUAUAUAGAACAAAA
Molecule: messenger RNA, 1901 nt
Organism: Aphis gossypii (cotton aphid)
Lineage: Eukaryota; Metazoa; Arthropoda; Insecta; Hemiptera; Aphididae
Product: PAT complex subunit CCDC47
Exons: 7
Coding region: 94-1446 (450 amino acids)
Biological process (GO): endoplasmic reticulum calcium ion homeostasis
Cellular component (GO): endoplasmic reticulum
Molecular function (GO): calcium ion binding
Source: RefSeq, a predicted model, not a curated record